Xiphophorus hellerii (green swordtail) is the source of this 6114-nucleotide messenger RNA. It is a transcript of the gene il10, whose product is annotated as interleukin 10. Gene Ontology annotation, molecular function: cytokine activity. The transcript is spliced from 5 exons. Bases 5316 to 5861 code for a protein of 181 amino acids. Lineage: Eukaryota; Metazoa; Chordata; Actinopteri; Cyprinodontiformes; Poeciliidae. Gene Ontology annotation, cellular component: extracellular region. Gene Ontology annotation, biological process: immune response. The record is from RefSeq and is a predicted model, not a curated record.
UUCAAAUGUACUCAGAUAUUUACACCAGAAACCAGAUCAAAAAUACUUUGCAAGAUUUUGUGUUUUUGCAGUGCAAUGCUGCUUCACACAUUAUAAGUUGCUGCUUGCAAAGCAAUCUAGGAGCGUCACUCACUUUCCUUGGCACUGAUUGGCUGUACCUCAAGAGCACAGAUAAGAGAGACUGUGAAUGUUUAUCUUCUGCAUUAGUGUCAAAAUGAUUUCCACAGUAUUAAAGCAGACUGAAUAUACGUAGUGUCUUGAACUGUCAAAAUAUUUAGAAGCAUUUUUAUGGUGGACCUCAAUUAUUUGCUGAUUUUAACUGUUUACCAGGUUCCACAGCAACCGCUCUUUUAGUGACUUUAUCAAGAUAGGUACACAACAACUGGGUUGGGAGAAGUUUCCCUGAGAUUUGAGUAAAAGAGAGUGUUCACAGGCCUAAUGGUGGGAAUAGCUCCCUCAUUGAGUAUCUCCAGGAGACAGACACAGUUUAGCCAAAACUGUCCUCCAUUAGAGAAAAUAAAGAGAGAGAGACUCCAAAGUCAACAAGAGCAAUAAUUUCACUUAUAAGUGAAAUAACAGGGAGUAAAGUCAGCAGAGCAAGAAAAAUUUAUAGUAGGUCCUCCAGUAGUAUGGAUAUAGAAAUAGCACAGGAAAGCAUUAGCUCCUCUAACAAUAAUCAAAAUGUAUGGUUUAGGAGCCAGUAAAGGGUUGCUAAGUAAACAGGAUGCUUGUUUUUGUUUUUUGGACAAAAACUGGGUUUUGCAGAAGAGGAGACUGUAAACAAAAAGCUCCAACUUUCCAACCACAUCACCUAAGGGUGAAGCUGCAAACAUUAGGCCUCACAUUUGUGUCGUUUUUGCCAAACGUGACCUUCACUUUGCAGCAAGUGCUAUCAGUGGGGAUCAAUUAUUGCCCUGUUAAAAUACAUAUCAACCAAAAAAAAAAGUGUGACUCAUUGUUUGAUUUGCAUUUAGAAACUGUGCUCUUUUUUUACUUUCACUGAUUAAAAACCUUGGGAAAAUUUGAGCUGUCUCAACGAACAGUGCUUACUUAACUGUGGUUAACACCGUUUUAUGCAGUUAGGCCUAUGCAUGAAUUUGCUUACGCAUUGAACUGAAAUGCACCAACUCUAAAAUUAGCACGGAAAACUCAGCAAAGCAUUUGACUUGCAUUAAGCAACAAAAGAAUCGGAACUGGCUACAAUAAUUUAAAACUGCACUACUGAUUUCACCGGGGUCAAGUGAAAGUUAUGGUCAGAGGAAAUUUUCAAAGUUCCAUCUUUCUACUCCACAUAUGCUUACUCAGCAGAGUGUUGCUUUAGGUUAACACUGCGUUUAUGGUUCAUUUCUGCAAAGAUGAUAAGAUCUCUAAAGGGGUUUUAGCAGAUUAUUCUGGAGAGAUUUCCAAAUUAAAAAAUCAAGUUUUGUGGGUAUUAACAUUAAUGAAUCAACAGCUCAUAUUAAUCAUAAUGAUGGAACAGAGAGGAAGUCGACGUGACUAAGGAUUUCAUCGGAAGUCCAAAUGAUUGUUCACACACAUGAAACUCUUAUCAAAGCUGCUUUUUUUUUUGUGUUCUGCACAAUACUGUGAAAGGUCACACAUCGACCAGAAUUACAAAGCGUGUGGUCACAACGUGUGUUGCCACACGCACGAAUGUGUGGCUGUCAGAGAGCAAAUGGUCAGCGUUCCGAGUCACCCAACUGUAAUGGCCCCGCAGAAAUGCAUUUCUGAGAGUUCCCUCUUUUCUUUGAAGAUUUGGCAACAGAAACUAGAAAAAACUACUACACAUGCUUACACAAUCGUUGCAGUCUCUGCUUGUGUUCUGCGCCACCAAACACUCAACAUAAACAAAUCACCGAAACAGUUCAAUGGACAGUGUGAAAGUGAAAGACGAAUGCGGUGACUCUGUAGGUAAAAGGCAAAUCGAUUUCCUCUAAAGAUGACAUUUGCAAAUAGACUUUGCGGGAGAAAGAUGUGCACAAGCGCAGAGAACACGAUGUUGGUGGCUGAGGAAAUGUAAAGGCACAGCUGCAGAACAUCGUGCAACUCGGUUCUGCAGAUCAAAAGUAAUCUCACCGAGGAGACCUAAAGCAGAGAGCUGUCAGCUGUUUGCUGUAAAGCCUCCGCACAUUUUCUGCCACUGGUGAUAACGGCACAAAGUGGUGGGCUGAGUGUGAUAUCGGCUGGUUUCAGGUAAUAUGCUCAAAAGUGCUGACGACAGAUUCUUGGCACUGUUGUGACUCCAUUAGAAACCGCUUUGAAGGUAAGGGGUCAAACAAUGAGAUGCCACAUCAGCACCUGAGCAGAAACGCUGCACAGAUGACAAACUGUCAGACGUCUGGUAAGAUUGGACUGAUUCAGCUUGGCACCCUGUAGAUCUUACUAAACCACUUUUACAACUGAUCUGAAACAAGGAAACCAAAGAAGUGCCUCAUUACGUAAGGGUCGGGGUCUAUUAUUAAACAGUUAUAUCUCGAACUCAUCAACAUGAAAAAUUCUGGUGACGGGCAUUUCCGCGAAGUAGAUGACUAAAAGCUCACUCACUGAAUUAGGUGGUUACAGCCCACUUUGGUUCAUCUGGUCAUUUGGUGUGUGUGUGUGUGUGUGGGUGUGCACGUCAGUCAGCUGUCAACAGUUGCUUCUUUCAUUCUUAAAACAUCCCAGUUUAGAAAACUCACAUUGGCGGGAAUUUAUACGUGUUAAAUGCUCGACAGUCACGAAAGAUGGGGGGAAAUGUUGAAUAUUGAAUAAAAUCUCACUUCUAAUCUUAUCUUUUGCAAUAAGGAAAUUGAACAUAUUUGAAAAGAUUCCAUUUUUAUGAAAUGAUGCAAUAUGAACAGCUUCAUCAGCUUCUUUUUCUUACAGUUCCUUUUUGCCAUGUCAUAUUAAGACUAAUUAAAUUAUUGACACAAAUUUAAAAAGUCCAUUUUUUUUUUAUCUGAAUAACAUUUGCUUUGACCUGAAUUUAAAUCUGCUGAAGCUAUUGUUUUCCACAUUUUAAUUUUACUUUUAUCAGUAGCAUCGGUUUUCCGUCGAUUCGCAACAACAUGAAACUGAACAGUUUCUGUUUUGGCUGCUGUCUCCCACAGAAAGCCUUCAUGAAAACAAACGCAGUGUUCGGAUGCUUUUGUGAUUAACAACAACUUUUCUUAAAAAUUUAGGUACAAGUAAAUACUAUUUUGAUACUAUUUCACUAAGGACAAAAUGUUUUUUAAAGACUCCAAGUACUUAUGUACUAAGUAAGCUAUUGUGUACAAUGUCUUUCAUAAAGGCCAUACAUAUUUUUUACAAUUUCUCACAUUACCAUCAAACAUUUAUAACAUGAUUUUACAAAAAGUUAAUCUUUUGCUGCAUCUAAACCUACUUGUAUUGAAUAAUUAAUUUGUAACAAAAAUCUCUCAAUCAAUUUAGGCCUGGACUUUGACUAUGUAACCGGGUAGUAUUUCUCUUUUGGUAUAAUUACACAAAGUGUCUUUUAUUUUUGGUUAUUUGCACUGUUCUCUACCCAACUGAAACACCUUUAAAAACUCUGUCAUUGUUUUAACCGUGUAACUUCAAGAUUGGGAGACCCUCCUCUUUAUUUCUUCUUCUAUGGUAUUGUCGUUAAAUUGUUUGCGCCCCUUAGACCUUCCCCUUUUGACAUUUUAUCCUGUGGGAGAUUCAUUAAGUUAAUUUUUGUUAUCACCAUUAUAUUAUAUGAAUCCAAUCUGUGACGUAAAUAUUUAAGUGAACCUACGAUUGCAAAAUAGCAGGAAUUAACUUUAGUUUUGUUAUGUUCUUUUGUUUUGUGUAAGAGUUGGAGCAGGCAGCCUAUGACGCAGUUUGUUGUUCUCGUCAGAACUAAACUUAGAAACCAGCGAUUCCAAAGAAAUCUUGUGUCAGCCUUAGGAUGCGGUUACGACUUGACCAUUCCAAUACAUGUAUAUGCUUUGGUCCAGAGUACUCGUUGAUGAGCCUCCUGGAUCUUUUUGGUUGUUGUGACCCUCCUUCCCAGUCUCACAGUUCCAAAAGGCAUCUUCAUGUGAUUAUCUUCUCACUUUUCACCCUCAAUUUUACAAUACUAAGACAGAAGAUGAUUAUGUUCUUUCACUGUUCAGUAGAAAUCGAAGAACAUGCAAAUUUUCUUCCAAUGUGCAUAUACUGUAUAUUACUAAUGUAUUUGUUCUCUUUUAUUUUCAUGUUUGCCUAUGCUGCGGGCUGUUCUGACAUGCAUCACUUUCUGCAGCCAUCAAAUGUUCAGGGUGUAACCAAAACUUUCUGUUUAUCUAAUUCCUUGAAGAGCACACCAUUUUAUCUUAAUAAAACCACAAUUCAUGGUUAACAGUACAAAUCAUACUAAAACGCAUCUGCAGAUUGUGAGGACCUUCAUGCAAAGUUCAUAUGAGGGGAUGGUUUAUCAUUACAGCCAAAUGGUAAAAUUCUUGAAAAACCAUGCUAAUCACGAGCCGGACAGACAGACACAUGACAGCCGAGGAUGAGUGGACAUUCCAAAAAGUACUGAGGGGAAAACACCCCUUACACCAUCUUAUUCUGAUUGUACCCUGUUACUUCUCUGUGGUUUAUCAGUCUAGAUAAACCUCGACAGUGGAAUUACAAAAACAGAAAACAAGACAGCUGUCGUCUUCGCUCUCCCCCACCCUCUGUCAGUUUUCUUACGUAUAUCUGACACACAGAGAGAAUCCACAGCGUCACUGUACUCAAACCACGACUCGAUAUUAUUUCCAUAUUGGGGGGUUCAGUUUCAUUUGGCACUGAGAAGAAAACGCUCAGAAAUAAUUAACUGUAAUCUACUGCAUUCAGGCCAUUCAAAAAGUUGUAAUAUUAGUUCUUGUAAACAGUUUUUGCUGCACCAAUAAGUGUAAUAAUAAUAAUAAUAAUAGUAAUAAUAGGCCAUUUAAAAAUAAAAUUGGGUCAAUAUCUCAGCUUAUACAGAGGUUACCAAUACUACUACAAUUAAUAAUAAUAAUAAUAAUAAUAAUAAUAAUAAUGGGUUUCUUGGAUAUUUUUUAUGUAGCAACAUAUUAUGUCAUAUCAAAUCCCUGCGGUUAAAGGUUAGUUCAUGGGAGGAGCCCAUCACUGCAAAGAAGUGAAGAAGAAGAAAAUCCCCUAUAGCAUUAACCCUUCCGGUAAGUCUCCUCCCUUUAGCCUAUAUAAUGACAGCAGAAAUGAACCCCAAAUCAUGCACUUCUCAGCUCUAAAGAAACAUCCUCCAAAGAAGCAUUUUUCUGUCCACUCUGAAAUCCACUGAGCCGGCCGUGCGUUUACUUCCCCGAGGGUCCACUUUCCUGCAGCGUUUCUCCGUCUUGUCCAGCAGCAUGAGUCCUCAACUCCUAUCCGUCUUGGUCCUGCUGUCUUCCGUCUUCUCUGCAUGGUGCAGUCCACUGUGCCACGACCAGUGCUGCCGCUUCGUGGAGGAGUUCCCCGUCAGGGUGCAGAGGCUCAGGGAGGACUACAGGAGGAUCAGAGGUUUCUAUGAAUCAAACGAUGACUUGGACAACGCACUGUUGGACCAGAGCGUCGAGGACGCCUUUAAGAGCCAGUUUGCCUGUGAAGCCAUGAACAGCAUCCUAGAGUUUUACCUGAGCACGGUUCUGCCGACUGCGGUGGCCAGCGUGACCUCAGACACCAGUCUGAAAACUCACGUGGAGUCCAUACAGCAGAUUUUUGAUGAGCUGAAGAGAGACGUCCACAGAUGUAGAAAAGUCUUCAAAUGCAAGAAGCCAUUUGAUAUCAGAAGCCUAAAUUCAACGUAUACUGAGAUGGAGAGUAAAGGUGUGUUUAAGGCCAUGGGGGAGCUGGAUCUGUUGUUCAACUACAUUGAGACGUACCUGGCAUCUCAACGGAAGAGAAACCCUCAAUGAAGACCAGCUGACUUUAACGAAGAUUAUUGUUACUGUACAUUCCAGAACUAUGAAUGUAACUAUAAACCUGCUGAAGUGUUGUCUGUUCUUCACAGACGGUUGUUUUCCUGUUUGUCCCAAGGACAAGUUUGUAUUCAAGAACCAUGUUCUGUCAUGCUCAUAGAUAGAAUAAUUAUAUUAACAGUACAAAAACUAUUUAUUACUCUUUGUAAUAAAUACAAGAACAUAUUAUUUUAUAUUUAUUUUAUAUUUA